AUGCGGCCGCCGCGAACCCCCGGGCGCCGAGACGCGGCGUCGUCGCCGCAGACGCCCAAGGGGUUCAACCCGGGCGACCCCGUGGAGGUGGUGCCCGACGAGCCCGGCCUGCGCGGGGCCCACUUCGCGGCCGUCGUCGUGGGGCCGAGCGCCAAGCCCCGCGGCUACACCGUCGAGUACGACUCCCUCCUCGAGUCCGAGGACUCCGACCGCCGGCUACGGGAGGCACUGCCGGCGCGGAGCCUCCGCCCUCGCCCCCCGCCGCCGCCCGCCUCGGGGUCGGGGGGCCCGCCCGCGGAGCACGCCGCCGUCGACGCGCUCAUCGAUGACGCCUGGUGGCUCGGGGUCGCCCUCGGCCGCGCCGGCGCGCCCGGCAAGGUCAGGGUGUGCUUCCCGGAGACCAGGGAGGUCAUGGAGUUCGACGCCGCCGAUGUCCGCCCCCACCUCGAGUGGGUCGCCGGCGAGUGGCGCUCCCCAGAUAGCAUGGAGAUACCGAAGACAAUGCCAUAUGCAAAAGGAAUGCAAAUCGAAGUUUCCAAGUUGGAAGAUAAUUCUGUUGUUGCUUGGUCACCUGCAGUUGUCGCAAAGACUAUCUGGAAGAACAACCUAUUAGUCGACUACACUCUUUCGAAGUGUUAUGGUACUGCAUUGUCUGAGGAGAUUGUUGAUAUGAAGCAUGUGAGGCCUUGCCCACCACAACCAUCAGAGAUUAGUCUCUGCAUCAAUGAUGAGGUUGAAGCAUUCCAAGGUGAUUGCUGGUGGCUAGGGGUGAUUACAAAUGUUCAUCCAGAAUUCAAAUACACAUUUAAGUCGGCGCAUUUAGGGACGGAAGUUGAGGUGAACCAGAAAUCUCUGAGGCUUCGAUAUGAUUGGGUUGAUGAUCAAUGGGAACAAGUAUCAAAGAAUGUGGCCAAGUUAAAAUUUACACAAGGUGUCAAGGUUGAAGUCUGCAGCGAUGAUGAAGGUUUUCGUGGAGCCUGGUUCGAGGCGACUAUUGUUAAACCUGUCGGCAGCAAGUUCCUCGUGGAGUAUGCUACACUGAAGGCCGAUGACGAGACCAAACCUUUGAAAGAAUCUGUAGAAGCGCGGCACAUCAGACCUUGCCCUCCAGAUAUCCCUGUCACUGAUGGAUUCGAGCUACUUGAUGAGGUCGAUGCCUUCUGCAAUGAUGGGUGGUGGGUUGGUGUGGUAUCCAAGGUCCUUGGUGAGAAUAGGUGCAUGGUCUACUUCAGGCCUUGGAAGGAAGAGAUGGAAUUCGAGCAUGCGCAGCUGAGGUUGCACUGUGACUGGAUGGGUGGAAGGUGGAUGCGGGCUUCCCCGGCUCUGGAGAUGUGA
Molecule: messenger RNA, 1335 nt
Organism: Miscanthus lutarioriparius
Lineage: Eukaryota; Viridiplantae; Streptophyta; Magnoliopsida; Poales; Poaceae
Source: the annotation of a GenBank genome assembly